Messenger RNA from Podospora pseudocomata, 2417 nucleotides. RefSeq lists its product as uncharacterized. The transcript is spliced from 2 exons. Lineage: Eukaryota; Fungi; Ascomycota; Sordariomycetes; Sordariales; Podosporaceae. The record is from RefSeq and is a predicted model, not a curated record. Bases 490 to 2142 code for a protein of 550 amino acids. Gene Ontology annotation, cellular component: Sin3-type complex. Gene Ontology annotation, biological process: negative regulation of transcription by RNA polymerase II. Gene Ontology annotation, molecular function: histone deacetylase binding.
CCAGUUGUGCCACAGUGGAGCAAGGCUCUAAAGCUAUGCCCAGCCAGACAUCAUCUGAUUGGUCAGAGCUCUGGUGUUCCUGGUUUCAAGCCACAGCAUUGGCGGUUUGAAUACAAGAAAACCGUGCGCAAGCCACAGUUGACAGCUGGGGUUGGGAGAACAGUGACAAUAGCAGACCGGCCAGUCCGUUCUGUCGGUUGCCGCCAGUCCAGCGCAAGGCGCUUUCUUUUCGACUUAUUGUCUUCUCGAACCGGUCACCCGACACACAACACCAAGGUCAACAAGGCCGACUUUGCAUACAAUGAUCACGGCCUUCUCCAGUUCAUUUCUGAUACCAGAGUUUCUCUGAUAUAUACAAAUCUCGACUAAUUCUGCACCUUUUCUUCGCCAGACGCAAACCUGUCAGGUUCGACGAUCGACCCGACACUGGUCUCGAGAGUGACGACUGCUUCUCUUCGUUUCUCGACCACACCUCGAGUCGCAUUCGCAAUGGCUACGACAGACCCUUCCUCGGCCGUUGCGCCGGUUGGAACAUCAGCGCAAGCAACACAGUCUAAGAGAGACAAGCGCCGCCAGUUGAUCUCCGAUCGACUGGCCCAGCUUGACGAUAGGCUGGCUAGAGACAGGGACCAAACCUUCCGCGAGCAACUUCACAAGAUCCAAAUGGACACAAAUCUGGUCAUGAGGAUUGACCCAUACGCUGAGCGACCAUUUGACAAUCUCGAGGAGGAGUACCAACAAAUCCUCCACCAGCUGAACGCCGAUGCGAGCACAACACCACAAUCGUACCUUGGAGCGGCUGGUCCGAGAUUCACAGACUGGAUGAACAAGGUCCAGGACUUGAUGGAGGAGCGUGACUACGCUUUAGCGAAGCACAAGUUUGACUAUGACAAGAAGGUGUCUGAGUACAUGAACACCCACGCCUUUAAGGUCGAGACAGCGAACCGAGAAUACCGCGCGCUCUCCCAAACCCUUCGCGACCGCCUAAUCAACGCCAUUACCACCAAAAAAUUCCGAUUGAAUAAGGAGAAGGAGGCACUGGAAAUCUCCGACUCGUCUGCUCUUCUGCUUCACCCGAACCAGUUCAGCAUCACAAACCCUGCCAGCCCUGGCGGUACCCACGCCAAGCGAGCGACGAGGUUGCGACGAGGAGAGAUUGAUGACAUGUCCUUGGACAAUAAGAAGCGAAAGCGCAAUAACAACGACGACGAUGGCUCCCCAGCCCCCCAGCGACGAGCUCUAGAUAAUGCUAAUACCACGCCUCUCUGGCAAACCGACCGCCUAGCAGUGCGCAAGACCACCGGACCAAUCUACAGCAUCGACAAGCUAUUCACCGAUAAGGAACUCUCAAUGACCUACAACACGGCUGCCUUUGCCGCCCACAAAUAUCUGUUGACGCAUAAGCCAAAGUUUGAUGAGAACGGCCGUCCUAUCCAGUCGCCAGACGGUAGCGACUCCGGCAACGGCGAGCACGACGAUGACGGCGACUCGGUUCCCUCUGCGCCCCCAAUGGAGCGCAAUAUUUCGCACGCGACUCGCAGCGGACUUCGUGGCUCAAACAAUCCCAACUUCGUGGAUGACAAGCUCAUGGGAAUGGAGUUGCUCGCCAAUUUUGACUUUCCUGGCAACUUCGACAGGAUGCUUGCUGCAGACCCCAAACUCCCAGCCACAUUCCCAUCCACAUACAUCAAGGGGCACAACAGACUUGAGUACAACACCACCAACAGCCUCGCUAACGACGACGUCAAUGGUGAUAUGAUGGUCAUGCAAGCCCUCAAGCAGUAUGAGCAGGCCAAUGGCCCUGGAUCGAGCUUUGCUGUGGAGAAUGGAAGCCGCAAGCUCCUCGAAGCUGCCUCUUUCCCAGCUAGAGACCACCGCUUUGUUGCUUACCUUCAGGGCGAAAGGCCUUCGGAGAACGAGGUGCGCAAGCGCCUCGGGCUUCCGGUGCUGCCAGAUACAGUCGAGCCUGUUAUGAGCAACGAAAGGAGCAGCACCCCGCGUCCAGGUCAUGGAGGUACACCAGGCCAGUCGCCAGCCAAGGGUUUUGGAGGAGUGCCAAUGAGCCGACAAUCCAGUGCCAAUGGUGUUCCUAUGAGCCGCAGCAGCAGUCGGAAGGGAGGACGUGGUGGACGGGGCGGUUAGAGGAGGAAUGAGGAACAUCGAGUCUCCUAAUCUGGGAUGCGGACAUUUUGCGCCACCUACCAUAUCUGGUGGAUGAAAGUUGUACAUGACAUACUACUUAUGGGCAUAUGAAACGGAGUUUUCGGGUAGGAGUUACGGGUUGGGCGGUUAUAUAUCGGGCUCGAUUUUUUCUUUUAUUUCAUAACAUUGCGGGCGGCAUCACGGGCAUCUACUGCAAUACCCCAGCGGAAGCGGUGGACUGAUUAGUUCACCGAACUAUUAUCAGUUCACAUGGA